Alternaria arborescens is the source of this 171-nucleotide messenger RNA. RefSeq lists its product as hypothetical. Lineage: Eukaryota; Fungi; Ascomycota; Dothideomycetes; Pleosporales; Pleosporaceae. The coding region runs from base 1 to 171 and encodes 56 amino acids. The transcript has 3 exons. The record is from RefSeq and is a predicted model, not a curated record.
AUGUUCGUUGUAUCCGACUCGCCUACGUGUGCCAUCUCCAAAGCCUUCUCAAUUCGUAUGCGCGCGCAAUCGGUCGGUCGAUUCGAUCGAUUCGUUCAAGAGGGAGGACGAGGACGUGUGGAUGAGGACGAGAAGGAGUUGCAACGGCGGAGCAGCUUCGUUCACGGGUAA